AUGAAUAUUAUUCCAGGUCUCCCUAAAGAUUUGGGAUUGCAAUGUCUCGUAAAGGUGCCAUACAAACUCCACAAGCACCUUAGGGCCGUCUGCAAGAGCUGGAAUGCUGUGCUGAGCAGUCCCAACUUCUAUAAAGAGCGACAACACCAUAAUGAGUGCGAGGAGGGAAUAGCUUAUUUUCACAUAGGAGACAGACCAACUGAUUGGGAAGUAAUUAUUUACUACCCGAAUGGGAGGUGGUGGGAAAGACUGCCCCGAACCACCGAAGAUUUUAUUUUAGAUUGGCAAGUCUGUUUUAAAGAGUGUAAUUGUGUAUACGUUAGAUCAAAACAAGUUCUGGUCGCCAUGGGGCUUCUCAACAAGUACGACGAAAGAGCAACUGUUUUGAUGUUUAAUUUUUUAUCUCGCACCUGGCGGCGGGGGCUGAACAUGCCUUUCCGUCUUUGGAACCGUGGACGCGCACUGUCACCAUCUCCUCAAGGUCUUAUCUAUAUUGCCGGUUGUAUGCGCGAUGGUACCAAUCCCCAUGUAGUCCAAUUUUAUGUAUACAAUGUAGAGCAAAACGGGUGGGACUUUCUACCUCCCAUCAAUCCCGAUUGGGUUCAAAAUUUCUGUGUUGCUGAGUUUGUGGACGACAUGUUUUAUCUACUUCCCAGUCAUGCGCGUACCGCGCAUAUUUAUGAUCCCCACUCACGACUAUGGAGAACCAUAAAUAUAGACAGUAACGGCCAAGGUGUUGAUAGAAUUGUAUCUGCUUUUGGGAACUUGUAUGGGUUUUCGUGUAUAGAAUCUUUUGGGACAGACUUUGUAAUCGUGAAACAAUUCGAUUUCGCCAACAGCUCAUUUAUUAGAGUUGGACAAUAUCCUGCCCAGAUUUAUGAUGUUGAAUGUGCCGUAUUAUGUGGUGAUUAUAUAUUUGUAAUUCCCAUGGACUUCGAAGAUGUUUACUACCAAUUUAAUCCUUCCGAGAUAGAAGAAGGAAAAAGAUGGACUGAAAUUGAAAUGCCCGCAGAGUUUCCAACAGAAAAUUCCGUAUCGGCUACUGCUGUGCAAAUAUGA
This is a messenger RNA of Cryptomeria japonica (Japanese cedar), 1059 nucleotides long. Its product is annotated as F-box/kelch-repeat protein At1g80440-like. Bases 1 to 1059 code for a protein of 352 amino acids. The transcript has a single exon. The record is from RefSeq and is a predicted model, not a curated record. Gene Ontology annotation, molecular function: protein binding. Gene Ontology annotation, biological process: regulation of phenylpropanoid metabolic process; negative regulation of cytokinin-activated signaling pathway. NCBI's taxonomy places the organism in Eukaryota, Viridiplantae, Streptophyta, Pinopsida, Cupressales, Cupressaceae.